Molecule: messenger RNA, 1764 nt
Organism: Puma concolor (puma)
Lineage: Eukaryota; Metazoa; Chordata; Mammalia; Carnivora; Felidae
Gene: NUP58
Product: nucleoporin 58
Biological process (GO): nucleocytoplasmic transport
Cellular component (GO): nuclear pore
Molecular function (GO): structural constituent of nuclear pore
Source: RefSeq, a predicted model, not a curated record
AUGUCCACGGGGUUUUCCUUCGGGACCAGCACGCUGGGCUCCACCACCGUAGCCGCCGGCGGGACCGGCGCAGGCGGCGGUUUCUCCUUCGGGACUGGGGCGUCUAGCAACCCUUCGGUGGGGCUCAAUUUUGGAACUCUUGGAAGCACUGCAACUCCUGCAACUACAUCCGCUUCCUCAGGUGGUUUUGGAACUGGCCUCUUUGGACCGAAAUCUACCACUGGGUUCACUCUGGGAGGAACAAAUACAGGAACGCCAGCCACAACAUCCGCAUCUACGACGGGUUUCAGUUUAGGAUUCGCUAAACCUGCUGCGUCUGCCACACCAUUUGCUCUGCCCAUUACUUCUACCUCAGCUAGCGGUCUUACUCUUUCGUCUGCUCUGACGUCAACUCCUGCAGCAUCUACAGGAUUUACUCUAAAUAACUUGGGUGGAACAACAGCCACGACUACUACUGCAUCAACAAGCCUCUCUCUAGGGGGAGCCUUAGCUGGUUUGGGAGGUUCGCUUUUCCAGAGUUCGAACACAGCAACAUCAGGACUUGGGCAGAAUGCUUUAGGCUUGACUUUGGGAACCACGGCAGCUACUUCAACUGCUGGCAGUGAAGGCCUUGGUGGUAUAGAUUUUAGUAGCUCAUCAGAUAAAAAGAGUGAUAAAACAGGAACAAGACCAGAGGACAGUAAAGCACUGAAGGAUGAAAAUCUACCUCCUGUCAUCUGCCAGGAUGUUGAAAAUCUCCAGAAAUUUGUGAAGGAACAGAAACAGGUACAAGAAGAAAUUAGUAGAAUGUCUUCAAAAGCAAUGCUUAAAGUACAAGAAGACAUUAAAGCUCUGAAGCAACUUCUGUCACUAGCUGCCAGUGGGUUACAGAGAAACACUCUCAAUAUUGACAAGUUGAAAAUAGAAACUGCUCAGGAGUUAAAGAAUGCUGAAAUAGCGUUAAGAACCCAGAAAACACCACCUGGACUCCAACAUGAAAACACAGCUCCCGCCGACUACUUCAGAAUCUUGGUUCAGCAGUUUGAGGUACAGCUUCAGCAGUACAGACAGCAGAUUGAAGAGCUAGAAAACCAUCUUGCCACACAAGCAAAUAACUCACAUAUAACCCCUCAAGAUUUGUCAAUGGCUAUGCAGAAAAUUUAUCAAACAUUUGUAGCUUUAGCUGCACAACUUCAGUCUAUUCAUGAAAAUGUAAAGGUGCUAAAAGAACAGUACCUUGGCUACAGGAAAAUGUUCUUGGGAGAUGCUGUAGAUGUGUUUGAAGCCAGGCGAGCAGAAGCCAAGAAGUGGCAGAACGCACCCAGAGUUACUACUGGACCCACCCCUUUCAGCAACAUGCCAAACGCGGCAGCCGUUGCCAUGGCUGCAACUCUUACACAGCAGCAACAGCCUGCUACAGGGCCACAGCCAUCUCUGGGAGUUAGUUUUGGAACACCAUUCGGCUCAGGUAUUGGCACUGGCUUGCAGUCAAGUGGCUUAGGUUCUUCAAACCUUGGAGGAUUUGGAGCUAGCUCUGGUUUUGGAUGCAGCACCACAGGGGCCUCCACAUUUGGAUUUGGAACAACAAAUAAACCCUCAGGAAGUCUUAGUGCAGGCUUUGGCAGCUCAAGUACAUCUGGGUUUAACUUCAGCAAUCCUGGCAUCACGGCAUCAGCUGGUUUGACAUUUGGGGUGUCCAAUCCUGCCUCUGCAGGUUUUGGAACAGGAGGACAACUCCUUCAGUUGAAGAAACCUCCAGCUGGAAACAAAAGAGGAAAAAGAUAA